This is a messenger RNA of Nerophis ophidion (straightnose pipefish), 14462 nucleotides long. It is a transcript of the gene arhgap10, whose product is annotated as Rho GTPase activating protein 10. The transcript has 23 exons. The record is from RefSeq and is a predicted model, not a curated record. Gene Ontology annotation, cellular component: cytoplasm. NCBI's taxonomy places the organism in Eukaryota, Metazoa, Chordata, Actinopteri, Syngnathiformes, Syngnathidae. Gene Ontology annotation, molecular function: GTPase activator activity; protein binding. The coding region runs from base 368 to 2611 and encodes 747 amino acids. Gene Ontology annotation, biological process: signal transduction.
GUUGCUGCGCACUCUUUGGUAGAAGUUGGCCUCCACGCACACACACACAUGUCAGCGGAGUUUGUCCGUCUGUCACUUUGCAAAGCGCCUUCGCAGACAACAUGGACUCCACGACUUUCUGACAGCCGCGUGGAAAACGACUACCGACGCCCUUUUUCUUUUCUCCUACACGCCGCAUGUGGCGUCUCCUGUCCUCGCAUUUUGACAAGCGUGCUAACCCCCCCACUCUUCGCUAGUAUCUAGCUCGCUAUGCUAUCUGACUCCUGAGGUUCAACAUUGCUAUUUUAGUCGGCCUUUAUUUAUUUGACCUUUUUUUUUUUUUUUAAUUCCCGCCAAAAACAACGACAACAACAAAAAAGAGGACGAGAUGGGACUGCACCCGCUGGAGUUCAGCGAGUGCUACCUGGACAGCCCCAGCUUCAGGGAGAAGAUCAAGGCUCACGAAGCCGAGCUGGACAAAACCAACAGGUUCAUCAAGGAGCUCUACAAAGAUGGCAAGAACCUCAUCAACGCCACCAAGCAGCUGGGGAUGGCACAGCGCAAGUUCGCUCAGUGCCUGGGAGAGUUUCAGUUCGAGUACAUCGGCGACGCGAAGACAGACGACGAGCGGUGCAUCGAUGAGUCAUUGCAGGAGUUCUCCUCAUUCCUCAAGAACCUAGAAGACCAAAGAGAGCUGAUGAUGAGAAACAUCACAGAGACGCUCAUGAAGCCCCUGGAGAAGUUCCGGAAAGACCACCUUGGCACAGUAAGGGCGCAGAGGAAGAAGUAUGAGAAAGAAACGGAGAAGUACUACAGCUCGCUGGAGAAGCUUCUCAACAUGUCUGCAAAGAAGAAAGAACCCCACCUACUGGAGGCGGACGGCCAGGUGGAAGCCAUGAAGCAGCACUUCCAGGAGGAGUCGCUGGACUACGUGUGCAGGCUGCAAGAGAUCCAGGAGAGGAAGAAGUUUGAAUGCGUGGAGCCGAUGCUGGCUUUCUUUCAGACGGUCUUCACUUUUUACCACCAGGGUUUCGAGCUUGCCAAGGACUUCGACCAUUAUAAAAGAGCACUGCAGAUCAAUAUUCAGAAUACGAGGAGUCGCUUUGAGGGCGCUCGCUCCGAGGUCUACGAGCUCAUGAAAAGGAUCCGGGAGGUGCCUCAGGACUACAGGCAGACCAGCUCCAUCAGCUAUGAAGGCUACCUCUACGUCCAGGAAAAACGGCCACCGCCCUUUGGUUCCAGCUGGGUGAAACGUUACUGCACUUUUGUCAAAGAGCAGAAGAUCCUGCAUAUGGUGACCUUUGACCACAGAUCUGGUGGAAGGACUGGUGAGAUGGAGUCAGUUACCCUCAAGUCCUGCCUGCGCAAAUCCACAGACAUGUUGGACCGAAGGUUCUGCUUGGAGCUGGACAUAACAGACCGGCCAGGAACGGCCCUCACAGUGCAGGCUCUUUCGGAGGGGGACCACAAGUUCUGGAUGCAGGCCAUGGGCGGGAAGGAGCCUAUGGGACACUAUCUUGGAAGGACAUAUUCCAAAGAGAGAGGAAUCGAUGCCCAGCUGGAUGAAGUGGGUCUGGAUUUUGUGAAGAACUCCAUCAUCGCCAUAGAAACCAGAGGUAUCAAUGACCAAGGUCUGUACAGAGUAGUGGGAGUAAGCUCCAAGGUCCAGAAUCUCCUCUCGUUAAUGAUUGAAAAAAAGAGCGACGACGUGGACCUGUCCAACAGCGAGGACUGGGACGUCAAGACCAUAACCAGCGCGCUGAAGCUGUACCUGAGGAGCCUCCCCGAGCCACUGAUGACCUACGGACUUUACAAGGAGUUCAUCAGCCUUGCGAAGGGCGGCAGUCCAGAGUCUCGCAUCCAGGCGGUCCACUGCCUGGUCCACAAGUUACCGGAGAAGAAUCGCCAAGUCCUGGGGCUGUUUAUGAAGCAUCUGGCCAACGUGGCUGCCCACAGUAAACACAAUCUGAUGACCGUGGCCAACUUGGGCGUGGUCUUCGGCCCCACGCUGAUGAGGCCGCAGGAGGAGACAGUCGCUGCCAUCAUGGAUCUGAAGUUCCAGAACAUCGUGGUGGAGAUCCUCAUCGAGCACAAUGAGAAGAUCUUUUCAGACGCUCCCGAGUCCUGCCCCCUUUCAACCACCGCCCCAGUCCUCUGCGCUCCCACCAGGCAGUCCAAGAAGAUGAAUAGGCAGAACCGUCCCCUGGCUGUCUACAAUCCACAAGCCCUGGACAUUCAGACCGUGUGCGACCUCGCCAACGACCAAACAUCAAUGGGCAGCAAUGAGUCCGUGUCGUCCCAGUCUUCAACCGCCUCGGUGCCGGAGACGCCGUCCGACAAGGGCGACCACGCCUCCUCAGGCACCAACUCCAGAGCGUCCACCGCAGCAGCCUCCUGGUUAGGAGAGGGCCAGCACGUCUCCACACCCGACAAAGAAAAGCCACACGAGAGUGUCAGCGGCAGGAAAGCCAAGGCGGUGUUUCCGUGCGAGGCCGAGCACGACUCGGAGCUCUCCUUCCAGGUCGGCGCAAUUUUCAACGCCGUGACCCCGUCCAGAGAGCCGGGCUGGCUGGAAGGGGAGCUGCAGGGCAAACGGGGCCUCAUCCCUGAGAACUAUGUGGAGAUGCUGUAGACCCCCCACCCCACUCCCCGCCCCCGACGCAGACAAAGAUGAUUAUUGUUAUUAUAACGAUGUGCACGUGCCUUCCUGGUCGCCACCCAGCCUUAAACGUUUGUGGACUCGACAUGAACCGCACCAGCUUUGUCCUACGCGUGCUUGCUGUCGUCGAGGAAACCACUCGGGUUUUGUUUUUUAAUUCCUCCGCACUGCUGUAAAACCCUGGUAGCAUCUUUUGGCUGCCACGCCCCCCCCCCACUUAUACAUGGUAUCCAUGGUAAGCCCCGCCCACAGCAGGGGCCUUUUGGAGCAGAGAUCCCCGAGUGUAGGAACAUGGGCCAUAAAUCACCAGCUCUUCUCUCCCACUGCUCAUUUCUCACUAUCCAGCACCUUUCGGGGUCCCUCCGCGCAUCACUUUGAAUGUCAGGCCGGGGGCCGCCACAAGGGGGCCGCCACGUAGCUUUAAUUCACAGCAAAGGUGGCUGGCGGGCGACCCGCCGACGUCGAAGAUCGGCAGCUACACUUUUGUUCAUUUGAAGAGCACACCAAAGAUGAGGCCUUGUGUCCUCCCGCUAUUACGAGAAGGUGACAGAGUGGCACAUCCUGCCCUCCAUGAUCUCUGUUCGCAACAUAGUGAUGCAAAAAAAAAAACCUAGGACAAAAUGUGUUUUUUUUUUCUCGCGUAAUGAGUUGUCGCAGGAACUACAAAGAGUGAUGCCUCUUUUAUUUUUUGUGUGUAAUCUGUAGUCGCGCAAACUACAGGAUUUUUAUCGGAUUAUCUGCAUUUGCGAAGACGACAUCAAAGUAUUUUUGUUGCGUGAUCUGUAGGUGGCCCAGACUACCGGACUUUAUCGGACUAUCUCGUUGUGCAAAAACGAAUCCGCGGUUGCUUUCAUUGAAAUUUCUCGAUUAUUAAACAAUUUUCGGGGGGUAAUCUGGAGUCUUGAAAUUCACAGCGAGAGUGGUUCAUCUUCUCGCCGGCAAUCUCUUUGUUUGUAAAAACGUAAUACACCUUUUUUUCGGAGUGCGGUACUCUCAUACCAAAAUGUUCGGAUUAUCAAUUAUUUGCAUAAAAUCACAACAAUGCGAUGCAUCUUUUUUUGUGUUAUCUACACUCCUGAAAAACUACAAACAGGGUUCAUCUUCACUUGUAGUCGCACAAACUACAAGACUUAUAUCGGAAUAUCUGCAUUUGCGAAAACUACAAAGUAUUUUUGUUGCGUGAUCUGUAGGUGGCCCAGACUACCAGACUUUAUCGGACUAUCUCGAUGUGCAAAAACAAAUCCGCAUUUGCUUUCAUUGAAAUUUCUUGAUUAUUAAACAAUUUUUCGGGGGGUAAUCUGGAGUCUUGAAAUUCACAGCGAGAGUGGUUCAUCUUCUCGCCGGCAAUCUCUUUGUUUGUAAAAACGUAAUACACCUUUUUUUCGGAGUGCGGUACUCUCAUACCAAAAUGUUCGGAUUAUCCUUAUUUGCCUAAAAUCACAACAAUGCGAUGCAUCUUUUAUUGUAUAAUCUACACUCCCAAAAAACUACAAACAGGGUUCAUCUUCACUUGUAGUCGCACAAACUACAAGACUUAUAUCGGAAUAUCUGCAUUUGCGAAAACUACAAAGUAUUUUUGUUGCGUGAUCUGUAGGUGGCCAAGACUACCGGACUUUAUCGGACUAUCUCGAUGUGCAAAAACGAAUCCGCGGUUGCUUUCAUUGAAAUUUCUCGAUUAUUAAACAAUUUUUCGGGGGGUAAUCUGGAGUCUUGACAUUCACAGCGAGAGUGGUUCAUCUUCUCGCCGGCAAUCUCUUUGUUUGUAAAAACGUAAUACACCUUUUUUUCGGAGUGCGGUACUCUCAUACCAAAAUUUUCGGAUUAUCCUUAUUUGCAUAAAAUCACAACAAUGCGAUGCAUCUUUUAUUGUGUAAUCUACACUCCCAAAAAACUACAAACGGGGUUCCUCGUCACCUAUAGUCGCACAAACUACAAGACUUAUAUCGGAAUAUCUGCAUUUGCGAAAACUACAAAGUAUUUUUGCUGCGUGAUCUGUAGGUGGCCCAGACUACCGGACUUUAUCGGACUAUCUCGAUGUGCAAAAACGAAUCCGCGGUUGCUUUCAUUGAAAUUUCUCGAUUAUUAAACAAUUUUUCGAGCGGUAAUCUGGAGUCUUGAAAUUCACAGCGAGAGUGGUUCAUCUUCUCGCCGGCAAUCUCUUUGUUUGUAAAAACGUAAUACACCUUUUUUUCGGAGUGCGGUACUCUCAUACCAAAAUGUUCGGAUUAUCCUUAUUUGCAUAAAAUCACAACAAUGCGAUGCAUCUUUUUUUGUGUAAUCUACACUCCCGAAAAACUACAAACGGGGUUCAUCGUCACCUGUAGUCGCACAAACUACAAGACUUAUAUCGGAAUAUCUGCAUUUGCGAAAACUACAAAGUAUUUUUGUUGCGUGAUCUGUAGGUGGCCCAGACUACCAGACUUUAUCGGACUAUCUCGAUGUGCAAAAACUAAUCUGCAGUUGUUUUCAUUGAAAUUUCUCGAUUAUUAAACAAUUUUUCGGGGGGUAAUCUGUAGUCUUGAAAUUCGCAGCAAGAGUGGUUCAUCUUCUCGCGGGCAAUCUCUUUGUUUGUAAAAACGUAAAGUAAAAGAGUCCACCUUUUUUUUGGAGCGUGGUACUCUCAUACCAAAAUCAUACCAAAAUGUUCGGAUUAUCCUUAUUUGGAUAAAAUCACAACAAUGCGAUGCAUCUUUUAUUGUGUAAUCUACACUCCCAAAAAACUACAAACGGGGUUCAUCGUCACCUGUAGUCGCACAAACUACAAGACUUAUAUCGGAAUAUCUGCAUUUGCGAAAACUACAAAGUAUUUUUGUUGCGUGAUCUGUAGGUGGCCCAGACUACCAGACUUUAUCGGACUAUCUCGAUGUGCAAAAACAAAUCUGCAGUUGCUUUCAUUGAAAUUUCUCGAUUAUUAAACAAUUUUUCGAGGGGUAAUCUGUAGUCUUGAAAUUCGCAGCAAGAGUGGUUCAUCUUCUCGCGGGCAAUCUCUUUGUUUGUAAAAACGUAAAGUAAAAGAGUACACCUUUUUUUCGGAGUGCGGUACUCUCAUACCAAAAUGUUCGGAUUAUCCUUAUUUGCAUAAAAUCACAACAAUGCGAUGCAUCUUUUUUUGUGUAAUCUACACUCCUGAAAAACUACAAACGGGGUUCAUCGUCACCUGUAGUCGCAUAAACUACAAGACUUAUAUCGGAAUAUCUGCAUUUGCGAAAACUACAAAGUAUUUUUGUUGCGUGAUCUGUAGGUGGCCCAGACUACCAGACUUUAUCGGACUAUCUCGAUGUGCAAAAACAAAUCCGCAGUUGCUUUCAUUGAAAUUUCUCGAUUAUUAAACAAUUUUUCGAGGGGUAAUCUGGAGUCUUGAAAUUCACAGCGAGAGUGGUUCAUCUUCUCGCCGGCAAUCUCUUUGUUUGUAAAAACGUAAAGUAAAAGAGUACACCUUUUUUUCGGAGUGCGGUACUCUCAUACCAAAAUGUUCGGAUUAUCCUUAUUUGCAUAAAAUCACAACAAUGCGAUGCAUCUUUUUUUGUGUAAUCUACACUCCCAAAAAACUACAAACGGGGUUCAUCGUCACCUGUAGUCGCAUAAACUACAAGACUUAUAUCGGAAUAUCUGCAUUUGCGAAAACUACAAAGUAUUUUUGUUGCGUGAUCUGUAGGUGGCCCAGACUACCAGACUUUAUCGGACUAUCUCGAUGUGCAAAAACAAAUCCGCAGUUGCUUUCAUUGAAAUUUCUCGAUUAUUAAACAAUUUUUCGAGUGGUAAUCUGGAGUCUUGAAAUUCACAGCGAGAGUGGUUCAUCUUCUCGCCGGCAAUCUUUUUGUUUGUAAAAACGUAAUACACCUUUUUUUCGGAGUGCGGUACUCUCAUACCAAAAUGUUCGGAUUAUCCUUAUUUGCAUAAAAUCACAACAAUGCGAUGCAUCUUUUAUUGUGUAAUCUACACUCCUGAAAAACUACAAACGGGGUUCAUCGUCACCUGUAGUCGCACAAACUACAAGACUUAUAUCGGAAUAUCUGCAUUUGCGAAAACUACAAAGUAUUUUUGUUGCGUGAUCUGUAGGUGGCCCAGACUACCAGACUUUAUCGGACUAUCUCGAUGUGCAAAAACAAAUCCGCAGUUGCUUUCAUUGAAAUUUCUCGAUUAUUAAACAAUUUUUCGAGGGGUAAUCUGUAGUCUUGAAAUUCGCAGCAAGAGUGGUUCAUCUUCUCGCGGGCAAUCUCUUUGUUUGUAAAAACGUAAAGUAAAAGAGUACACCUUUUUUUCGGAGUGCGGUACUCUCAUACCAAAAUGUUCGGAUUAUCCUUAUUUGCAUAAAAUCACAACAAUGCGAUGCAUCUUUUAUUGUGUAAUCUACACUCCCGAAAAACUACAAACGGGGUUCAUCGUCACCUGUAGUCGCACAAACUACAAGACUUAUAUCGGAAUAUCUGCAUUUGCGAAAACUACAAAGUAUUUUUGUUGCGUGAUCUGUAGGUGGCCCAGACUACCAGACUUUAUCGGACUAUCUCGAUGUGCAAAAACAAAUCCGCAGUUGCUUUCAUUGAAAUUUCUCGAUUAUUAAACAAUUUUUCGAGGGGUAAUCUGGAGUCUUGAAAUUCACAGCGAGAGUGGUUCAUCUUCUCGCCGGCAAUCUUUUUGUUUGUAAAAACGUAAUACACCUUUUUUUCGGAGUGCGGUACUCUCAUACCAAAAUGUUCGGAUUAUCCUUAUUUGCAUAAAAUCACAACAAUGCGAUGCAUCUUUUAUUGUGUAAUCUACACUCCUGAAAAACUACAAACGGGGUUCAUCGUCACCUGUAGUCGCACAAACUACAAGACUUAUAUCGGAAUAUCUGCAUUUGCGAAAACUACAAAGUAUUUUUGUUGCGUGAUCUGUAGGUGGCCCAGACUACCAGACUUUAUCGGACUAUCUCGAUGUGCAAAAACAAAUCCGCAGUUGCUUUCAUUGAAAUUUCUCGAUUAUUAAACAAUUUUUCGAGGGGUAAUCUGUAGUCUUGAAAUUCGCAGCAAGAGUGGUUCAUCUUCUCGCGGGCAAUCUCUUUGUUUGUAAAAACGUAAAGUAAAAGAGUACACCUUUUUUUCGGAGUGCGGUACUCUCAUACCAAAAUGUUCGGAUUAUCCUUAUUUGCAUAAAAUCACAACAAUGCGAUGCAUCUUUUAUUGUGUAAUCUACACUCCCGAAAAACUACAAACGGGGUUCAUCGUCACCUGUUGUCGCACAAACUACAAGACUUAUAUCGGAAUAUCUGCAUUUGCGAAAACUACAAAGUAUUUUUGUUGCGUGAUCUGUAGGUGGCCAAGACUACUAGACUUUAUCGGACUAUCUCGAUGUGCAAAAACAAAUCCGCAUUUGCUUUCAUUGAAAUUUCUUGAUUAUUAAACAAUUUUUCGGGGGGUAAUCUGGAGUCUUGAAAUUCACAGCGAGAGUGGUUCAUCUUCUCGCCGGCAAUCUCUUUGUUUGUAAAAACGUAAUACACCUUUUUUUCGGAGUGCGGUACUCUCAUACCAAAAUGUUCGGAUUAUCCUUAUUUGCAUAAAAUCACAACAAUGCGAUGCAUCUUUUAUUGUGUAAUCUACACUCCCAAAAAACUACAAACGGGGUUCAUCGUCACCUGUAGUCGCACAAACUACAAGACUUAUAUCGGAAUAUCUGCAUUUGCGAAAACUACAAAGUAUUUUUGUUGCGUGAUCUGUAGGUGGCCCAGACUACCAGACUUUAUCGGACUAUCUCGAUGUGCAAAAACUAAUCUGCAGUUGCUUUCAUUGAAAUUUCUCGAUUAUUAAACAAUUUUUCGGGGGGUAAUCUGUAGUCUUGAAAUUCGCAGCAAGAGUGGUUCAUCUUCUCGCGGGCAAUCUCUUUGUUUGUAAAAACGUAAAGUAAAAGAGUCCACCUUUUUUUUGGAGCGUGGUACUCUCAUACCAAAAUCAUACCAAAAUGUUCGGAUUAUCCUUAUUUGGAUAAAAUCACAACAAUGCGAUGCAUCUUUUAUUGUGUAAUCUACACUCCCCAAAAACUACAAACGGGGUUCCUCGUCACCUGUAGUCGCACAAACUACAAGACUUAUAUCGGAAUAUCUGCAUUUGCGAAAAAUACAAAGUAUUUUUGUUGCGUGAUCUGUAGGUGGCCCAGACUACCAGACUUUAUCGGACUAUCUCGAUGUGCAAAAACAAAUCCGCAGUUGCUUUCAUUGAAAUUUCUCGAUUAUUAAACAAUUUUUCGAGGGGUAAUCUGGAGUCUUGAAAUUCACAGCGAGAGUGGUUCAUCUUCUCGCCGGCAAUCUCUUUGUUUGUAAAAACGUAAUACACCUUUUUUUCGGAGUGCGGUACUCUCAUACCAAAAUGUUCGGAUUAUCCUUAUUUGCAUAAAAUCACAACAAUGCGAUGCAUCUUUUAUUGUGUAAUCUACACUCCUGAAAAACUACAAACGGGGUUCAUCAUCACCUGUAGUCGCACAAACUACACGACUUAUAUCGGAAUAUCUGCAUUUGCGAAAACCACAAAGUAUUUUUGCUGCGUGAUCUGUAGGCGGCCCAGACUACCGGACUUUAUCGGACUAUCUCGAUGUGCAAAAACGAACCUGCAGUUGUUUUCAUUGAAAUUUCUCGAUUAUCUCGAUUUCUAAACUAUUUUUGGGGGGUAAUCUGUAGUCUUGAAAUUCACAGCGAGAGUGGUUCAUCUUCUCGCGGGCAAUCUCUUUGUUUGUAAAAACGUUAAGUAAAAGAGUACACCUUUUCUUUGGAGUGUGGUACUCUCAUACCAAAAUGUUCGGAUUAUCCUUAUUAGCAUAAAAUCACAACAAUGCGAUGCAUCUUUUUUUGUGUAAUCUACACUCCAGAAAAACUACAAACAGGGUUCAUCUUCACCUGUAGUCGCACAGACUACAAGACUUAUAUCGGAAUAUCUGCAUUUGCGAAAACUACAAAUUAUUUUUGACGCAUGAUCUCUAGGUGGCACAAACUUCAAGACUUUUAUCGGACUAUCUCCAUUUGCAAAAACAAAUCUACAGUUGCUUUCAUUGAAAUAUCUCGAUUUCUAAACUAUUUUUCGGGGGGUAAUCUGUAGUCUUGAAAUUCACAGAGAGAGUGGUCCAUCUUCUCGCGGGCAAUCCCUUUGUUUGUAAAAACGUAACGUGAAAAAUUAUACUUGGCGAUGCAUCUUUUAUUGUGUAAUCUAAACUCCCGAAGAACUACAAACGGGGUUCAUCUUCUGCUGGGUCAUCUGUAGUCUCAAAAACUACAAGACAUUUAUCGGAAAAGCUGCAUUCGCAAAAGCUACAACAAAGUAUUUUUUGCUGCGUGAUCUGUAGGUGGCACAAACUACCAAGAUUUUUAUCGGACUAUCUCCUAGUGCAUAAACUAAUCUGCAGUUGCUUUCAUUGAAAUAUCUGGAUUUCUAAACUAUUUUUGGGGGGUAAUCUGUAGUCUUGAAAUUUGCAGUGAGAGUGGUCCAUCUUCUCGCCGGCAAUCUCUUUGUUUGUAAAAACGUAAAGUGAAAAAUUAAACUUGACGAUGCAUCUUUUACUGUGCACUCUACACUCCCAAAAAACUACAAACGGGGUCCAUCUUCUGCUGGGUCAUCUGUAGUCGCAAAAACGACAAGACUUUUAUCGGAAUAUCUGAAUUUGCGAUAACUACAAAGUAUUUUUGCUGUGUAAUCUGUAGUCACAAAAACUACAAGACUUUUAUCGGAAAAGCUGCAUUUGCAAAAGUUAUAACAAAGUAUUUUUUUCUGCGUGAUCUGUAGGUGGCACAAACUUCAAGACUUUUAUCGGACUAUCUCCAUUCGCAAAAACAAAUCUGUUGUUGCUUUCAUCGGAAUAUCCCGAUUCCUAAAAAUUACGCCAAAUGAUUUUUUGCGGGGGGGUAAUCCGUAGUAAUCUACACUCCCGAAAAACUAUCUCCUACUGGGUGAUCGAUACAUCUUUCGUUAGAAAAAACUACGACAAAUGAUUUUUGUUGGGUAGUCUGUAGUCGCACCAACUCCGAAGGGGAUGCAUCUUUUACUAGAAUAUCUCCAUAUGCAAAAACUUCGACCAAGUAUUUUUGUUGAGUAAUCUGGAGUCCUGAAAUGUGCAGCAAGUGCGGUCCGUCUUCUUGUGGGCGGUAACGGAACGUAAAACACUACCUGCUCUACAAACUACAAGAAUGAUUCAUAUUUUGCCAGAUUAUUUCUAUUUUUGGAAAAAAAAACUACACAAUAAAAGAUGCAUCACAUUAUUGUAAUCUCCUGGAAAAACUGCCAAGUGUGGUCCCUCUUCUGUUGGUCGCAAAAACUUUAUAACACGGUGAUACAGCUUUCAUUUGCAAAAUCUUGGACAAUGUGAUACCGUGACUAUUUUGUCAAGUCCGGAAACCUGCCUGCAAAGCCCGUUAUGUGCGUUAGUUUUGUGUUUGCAAAAACCACAACAAAGUGAUGCAUCUUUUCUUGCCUAAAAUGUUGUUUGGAAAACUGCUUUGUCGUUUCCCAAAAAUACACCAGAGUGAUACAUCAUGUUUAUUCUGAGCUGCUAAUAAUGUAAGUAAAGUUUAGGAUUCCUCCGAAUAAGAUCCGGUUUUGUCGUCCGGGCUCCCCUUUUCCAAUCCAAUCACGCUUUCUCGAUACGGAACGAGGCGAUCAGCAGAGAUCCACUUCUAUUGAGAUUGUUUUAUUAUCAAUAUCGCACAUUAUUGUAAUCUAUAAUCCUGAAAAACUACCAAAUGUGGUCCAUCUUCUGUUGGGUCGCUAAAACUUUAACACGGUGAUACAGCUUUCAUUUGCAAAAUUUUGGAUACUGUGACUCUUUUGCCGAGUCUGGAAACCUGCCCGCAAUGCCCGUUAUGUGCGUUAGUUUUGUGUUUGCAAAAACCACAACAAAGUGAUACAUCUUUUCUCGCCUAAGCUGUAGUUUGGAAAAGUACCAUGUCGGAUUUUCAUCGUUUCCCAAAAAUACACCAGAGUGAUACAUCAUCACAGCACAUGUUUAUUCUGAGCUGCUAACAAUGUAAAUAGGAGUUUAGUAUUCCGAAAAAGAUCCGAUUUUGUCAUCCUUGCUCUCCUUUUCCAAUCCAAUCACGCUUUCUCGAUACGGAACGAGGCGAUCAGCAGAGAUCCACUUCUAUUGAGAUUGUUUUAUUAUCAAUAUCGCACAUUAUCGUAAUCUAUAAUCCUGAAAAACUACCAAAUGUGGUCCAUCUUCUGUUGGGUCGCAAAAACUUUAACACGGCGAUACAGCUUUCAUUUGCAAAAUCUUGGACAAUGUGAUCCUGUGACUCUUUUGUCGAGUCCGGAAACCUGCGAGCGAAGUCGUUAUGUGCGUUAGUUUUGUGUUUGCAAAAACCACAACAAAGUGAUGCAUCUUUUCUUGCCUAAAAUGUUGUUUGGAAAACUACUUUGUCGUUUCCCAAAAAUACACCAGAGUGAUACAUCAUGUUUAUUCUGAGCUGCUAAUAAUGUAAGUAGAGUUUAGGAUUCCGAACAAGAUCCGGUUUUGUCGUCCGGGCUCCCCUUUUCCAAUCCAAUCACGCUUUCUCGAUACGGAACGAGACGAUCAGCAGAGAUCCACUUCUAUUGAGAUUGUUUUAUUAUCAAUAUCACACACUAUUGUAAUCUAUAAUCCUGAAAAACUACCAGGUGGGGUCCAUCUUCUGUUGGGUGGCAAAAACUUUAUCAAAGUGAAACAGCCUCAAUUUGCAAAAUCUUGGAUACUGUGACUCUUUUGUCGAGUCCGGAAACCUGCCCGUUAUGUGCGUUAGUUUUGUGUUUGCAAAAACCACAACAAAGUGAUACAUCUUUUCUCGCCUAAACUGUAGUUUGGAAAAGUACCAUGUCAGAUUUUCAUCGUUUCCCAAAAAUACACCAGAGUGAUACAUCAUCACAGCACAUGUUUAUUCUGAGAUCCUAACAAUGUAAAUAGGAGUUUUGGAUUCCCAAUAAGAUCCAAUUUUGUCAUCCUUGCUCUCUUUUUCCUAUCCAAUCACGCUUUUUUGAUACGGAACGAGGCGAUCAGCAGAGAUCCACUUCUAUUGAGAUUUUUUUAUUAUCAAUAUCGCACAUUAUCGUAAUCUAUAAUCCUGAAAAACUACCAAAUGUGGUCCAUCUUCUGUUGGGUCGCAAAAACUUUAACACGACGAUACAGCUUUCAUUUGCAAAAUCUUGGACAAUGUGAUCCUGUGACUCUUUUGUCGAGUCCGGAAGCCUGCGAGCGAAGUCGUUAUGUGCGUUAGUUUUGUGUUUGCAAAAACCACAACAAAGUGAUGCAUCUUUUCUUGCUUAAGCUGUAGUUUGGAAAACUGCUUUGUCGUUUCCCAAAAAUACACCAGAGUGAUACAUCAUGUUUAUUCUGAGCUGCUAACAAUGUAAGUAGGAGUUUAGGAUUCCGAAUAAUAUCCGGUUUUGUCGUCUGGGCUCCCCUUUUCCAAUCCAAUCACGCUUUCUCGAUACGGAACGAGACGAUCAGCAGAGAUGCACUUCUAUUGAGAUUGUUUUAUUAUCAAUAUCACACUAUUGUAAUCUAUAAUCCUGAAAAAAUGACCAGGUGUGGUCCAUCUUCUGUUGGGUGGCAAAAACUUUAACACGGUGAUACAGCGUCAAUUUGCAAAAUCUUGGAUACUGUGACUCUUUUGUCGAGUCCGGAAACCUGCCCGUUAUGUGCGUUAGUUUUGUGUUUGCAAAAACCACAACAAAGUGAUACAUCUUUUCUCGCCUAAGCUGUAGUUUGGAAAAGUACCAUGUCGGAUUUUCAUCGUUUCCCAAAAAUACACCAGAGUGAUACAUCAUCACAGCCCAUGUUUAUUCUGAGCUGCUAACAAUGUAAAUAGGAGUUUUGGAUUCCGAUUUUGUCAUCCUUGCUCUCCUUUUCCAAUCCAAUCACGCUUUCUCGAUACGGAACAAGACGAUCAGCAGAGAUCAACUUCUAUUGAGAUUGUUUUAUUAUCAAUAUCGCAUAUUAUCGUAAUCUAUAAUCCUGAAAAACUACCAAAUGUGGUCCAUCUUCUGUUGGGUCGCAAAAACUUUAACACGACGAUACAGCUUUCAUUUGCAAAAUCUUGGACAAUGUGAUCCUGUGACUCUUUUGUUGAGUCCGGAAACCUGCGAGCGAAGUCGUUAUGUGCGUUAGUUUUGUGUUUGCAAAAACCACAACAAAGUGAUGCAUCUUUUCUUGCUUAAGCUGUAGUUUGGAAAACUACUUUGUCGUUUCCCAAAAAUACACCAGAGUGAUACAUCAUGUUUAUUCUGAGCUGCUAACAAUGUAAAUAGGAGUUUAGGAUUCCGAAUAAGAUCCGGUUUUGUCGUCCGGGCUCUCCUUUUCCAAUCCAAUCACGCUUUCGGAAGGAGACGAUCAGCAGAGAUCCACUUCUAUUGAGAUUUUUUUAUCAUCAAUUUCGGGGCCGAGCAUAUCUGUUGUAAAAUGAUUAGUUGUGUUUGCGUAUUUUAAGCUCUGUUCCUCCCCGAGCAGACCCAUGAGACACUCCCGCAAAAUGUUGGAUUGAACACACUUUUAUUUUUCAUGUUUCAACACCAACGGUGAAUGAUUUUAAUUGUAAACGAGCUCAUAAAAUACAGUAUUUUACAUGAUGUUGUUUGUGUUUGGAUGAGGAGAAUUCUCACCGAGUUUAUUUCACAAGGUUCGUACGUCGGGUGGAAUGUUUUGCGCACGUCACUCGCACCGUCGACAUUUCACUCCGGAGGCGUGGGAUCUUUUCUAUGUUUUCACCGGCGGUUGCAAUAAUAAUUUAAAAAGUGUUGAUUUGUGGUGUUUGUAAAGGACCGUGAGUUCAUGUUUUUAUACUUACAGUACAGAGCCACCUCUUGACCAAUGCUAAAUAAAAUGUCUUUGUUACUCUUCA